AUGGCACUGGGGUUUGGGCUCGCCUUUGGACUCCCAACCAUGGCGUUUGGCGGGUUAUCAGCCUAUCUCAACCCCGCAGCGUGCCUCUUCCAGUGCGUCGCUGGGAACCUAUCCGGUGUGGAGUUCCUGGCGCUUUCGUUCAGUGAGGUGGCGGGUGCUUUCCUGGGCGCCGUCCUUGUCUGGCUCUGCUACCUCCCCCACUUCAACAUCAUGCCGGACCCACCCUCCAUCGCCGACGCCGACCCCUACUAUGGGGACCCACUCCUGGGAGGGGGUGCCUACCACACCCUCACCCCCACCCACCUGGCAGUAGGGGGGUACAAUAGCGACCCCCUGGAUCGGUAUCUGCGUCGGAACCCUGGGCAGGCGCUGAAGGGGACCAUGCGGAAGAAUAUCAAGCUGGGCAUCUUUGCCACCCAGCCCGCCAUCUAUGCGCUCCCCUGGAACUUUACCUGUGAAUUCAUGGCCACCGUGACCCUGCUCCUGGUGGCCAACCUGGUGGCUGCUCGCGGCAACACCCUACCCGAGCCAGCCAGGGGCCUGUUUGGAGCCCUGUAUGGCUUCAUGCUGGGCUUCAUCAUCUUCCUCAUCGUCCUUGUGCUUGGGGGCCCCACUGGGGUCGCCACCAACCCCGCCCGCGACCUGGGCCCGCGCAUCGCGCACUGGAUCCUGCCCAUCCCGGGCAAGGGGCCCAGCCAAUUCCUGACCUACGGCUGGAUCCCCGUCAUCGCACCCCUGUGUGGGGGUGCGGCUGCGGGCGGCCUCUUUGUCGUCAUCCAGAGACUGACGACAGCAAGCGACGUGCCGGCUGGCUCCAUGGUCUGUGAAGGUCGCUGA
Molecule: messenger RNA, 837 nt
Organism: Auxenochlorella protothecoides
Lineage: Eukaryota; Viridiplantae; Chlorophyta; Trebouxiophyceae; Chlorellales; Chlorellaceae
Product: putative glycerol uptake facilitator protein
Exons: 4
Coding region: 1-837 (278 amino acids)
Biological process (GO): water transport; glycerol transmembrane transport
Cellular component (GO): plasma membrane
Molecular function (GO): glycerol channel activity; water channel activity
Source: RefSeq, a predicted model, not a curated record